This is a messenger RNA of Humulus lupulus (European hop), 1651 nucleotides long. RefSeq names its product probable inactive purple acid phosphatase 28. Gene Ontology annotation, cellular component: cytoplasm. Gene Ontology annotation, molecular function: hydrolase activity, acting on ester bonds. The coding region runs from base 72 to 1289 and encodes 405 amino acids. The record is from RefSeq and is a predicted model, not a curated record. NCBI's taxonomy places the organism in Eukaryota, Viridiplantae, Streptophyta, Magnoliopsida, Rosales, Cannabaceae. The transcript has 3 exons.
AAUCAAGAGCUAAAAGAAAUAGUGUUAUCUUUGUCAAACUAAGACAAGAGAAGAAGAAGUGAGAAUGAGCUAUGGCUAUGGAGUCUGCAACUCAAAAAUGGAAGCACUCAUUUUCAUUCCUCUACUUGUUCUUCAUCUGGGCCAUUCUCUACCUGCUCCACUCCCAUGUUCUCCGCCAUGAAGCCCAUGUUCGCAUCAAGAAGAACCCUCCUCAUCCCCUUCGCUUCCGUUCCGAUGGCGCUUUCAAAAUCCUCCAAGUUGCUGAUUUGCACUACGGCAACGGACCCACUUCUCGCUGCCGAGACAUUCCCAUCUCCGGCUUCCGCCACUGCUCCGAUCUCAAUUCCACUCGUUUCUUGCGCAGAAUGAUCCAAGCUGAAAACCCUGAUUUCAUUGCUUUUACAGGAGACAAUAUAUUUGGCUCAAGUGCUACUGAUGCAGCAGAAUCUCUUUUUGGUGCAUUUCGUCCUGCUAUGGAAGCUGGAAUUCCUUGGGCGGCAAUUCUAGGAAAUCAUGAUCAAGAGUCUACAAUGAAUCGUGAAGAACUAAUGUCCUUCAUCUCACUAUUUGAUUAUUCAGUCUCACAAAUCAAUCCCUCAGUUGAAGAACUCUCAGAUACUGCUAAAACAGGCAAACGGGAAGCCAUUGAUGGGUUUGGGAAUUAUAAUCUGAGAGUUUUUGGUGCCCCAGGUUCCCAUUUGGCUAACAGCAGUGUACUCAAUCUUUUCUUUCUUGACAGUGGUGAUAGGGAGACAGUUAAAGGAAUUCGAACUUAUGGAUGGAUCAAGGAAUCUCAACUUCGUUGGCUUUAUCAUGCUUCAAAAAGAUCCCAGGGCCCAAAGAAGUGUAUUCAUCGAUUGCCUGAUCCUUUGACAUUCCCCACACCACCAGCACUAGUGUUUUUCCACAUCCCGAUCCCAGAAAUUCGUCAGAUGUACUAUAAAACGUUUAUAGGUCAGUUUCAGGAGGCAGUGGCAUGUUCAUCAGUAAACUCAGGAGUCCUACAGACCCUGGUCUCCAUGGGAGGUGUGAAGGGCGUGUUCAUGGGCCAUGAUCACAAGAAUGAUUUUUGUGGAAAUCUAGAUGGCAUAUGGUUUUGCUAUGGCGGGGGCUUCGGAUACCAUGGUUAUGGAAAGUCUGGGUGGCCUAGGAGAGCAAGGAUUAUAUUAGCAGAACUGGGUAGAGGAGAAAAGGCUUGGAUGGGAGUGGAGAGGAUCAAGACGUGGAAGCGUCUUGACGAUGACAAGUUUAGCAAGAUAGACGAGCAAAUUCUGUGGGAGCAGCAGUAAUUGUGGAGAUGAAUUUGAUUGGAAAAACAGAAAACUUGAAGCAAACCAUGGCAGUAUGCUGUACAUACUUCCAAUGCAGUUGUUUUUGUUUACAGCAUUGCAGCCUUUGAUUUAGUCUUCUGUAAUAAUGCUUGUGGUUCAGCUUAUAAAUCCUGCUUGAUAUGAUCAUACAAAAGAAAAAAAAAAAGCAGAAACCUUAUUCUUGUUCGAUUACUUUACACAGUAAAUAGUUUAGGAUUGCUUUAUGUUGAUUAUGAAUAAUGUUUCGGUUCGAAGGAAAAAUUUAAUAUUGUGUACGGUGAUGGAGUUUUACUACAUGACUGUUACUAUUUAAAUAUAAUAAAUAAAUGACAUUAUAUUCA